Acanthamoeba castellanii str. Neff is the source of this 480-nucleotide messenger RNA. RefSeq lists its product as uncharacterized. The record is from RefSeq and is a predicted model, not a curated record. The coding region runs from base 1 to 480 and encodes 159 amino acids. The transcript is spliced from 3 exons. NCBI's taxonomy places the organism in Eukaryota, Discosea, Longamoebia, Acanthamoebidae.
AUGUACUGCCCUACCACGACCGACCCACACAGCAGCCGUGAUGGCGCCAGCUCCUAUCUCUAUGGGAAGGUGGCAGGGUUGGCCACUGAGGUGGGGCGUCUGAGCCUGGUGCUGCAGGGCACCGCGCACAGCCAAGCAGAGGUCCGCACGAGCAUGCAGCAGCAGUUGUACCGCAGCAUGAGCCUGCUGGACGUCCACACCCGGCAGCUGCAGGAGCUCUUGGCUGGGCCGACCAACGUUGUGGUCGACGACGACGAAGACGCACUCAGCGCCCUCGAGGGCAGGAAGACCAAGAAGCUCUUCACCGAUCGCAUGUGCGCCGACUGCUGCACCCAAUUCACGAGCCAAUGGCGCAGCGGACCGCUGGGUCCCUCCACGUACUGCCGCAAACGCAAGAGGGAGCACCGACUCCGCGAGGACCGCGGGCAAGGCGGCUGGCAGGGCCUGCAGCGUACCAGCAUUAGCUACCUCCUCAACUGA